Messenger RNA from Phytomonas sp. Hart1, 1083 nucleotides. NCBI's taxonomy places the organism in Eukaryota, Euglenozoa, Kinetoplastea, Trypanosomatida, Trypanosomatidae. The record is from the annotation of a GenBank genome assembly.
UGUGUCAACAAGCGGUAGUAAUAAGAAGGAAAUAAAAGAUCUACUCGAACAUCACUGAGGUUCUUUUUUUGAGUGUUUUCCCAUACGUAUUAAAAGGAGAAAGCAGAAGACAUUUAAUCUAACGCACCAAUGAGAUCAUUCGAAAAGAGUAUUCUGCACUCCGAGGGUAAGCGUGUGCGACCUAAACUUUUAUACGACUUGGAUUUCACAAAAAUACCCACGCCACUCUACAAUUUAUUUCAGAAAAGUCUCUGCGAUGCUGAGACCGAUGUUUUUAUCCAGAGCGCUUCGAAGUUUAGCGUGUGGAAGUUGUUGAUCGCUAAUAUUUGCAGUUCUGUGGUGUCCCGCACGACCGCGAACGGCUUGGUUGGCCGUGGGGGCAUGUUUGUCCUUUCCACAGCGCAGGCCCACUCGCUUUUACGUUCACCCGCGGCACCUCGAUCGGGGGAUGUAGACCACGCGCCGUCCUCUCGGCUGUCAAAUGAGCCGAUCUUCAAGACUUUGCUGGAUAUCGGCGCCGGGGAUGGCGGCGUCACGGCGAAGCUUUCCCCGCUUUUUGAAAAGGUCUUCGUGACGGAGUACUCGGCGACCAUGCGCUGGCGGCUGAAGCGCCACGGGUAUGAAGUUCUUUCUCAUGAGGAUCCUUUCCAUGAUGAGAAGACCAAAAAGAGACGCCUGUACGACGUGAUUAGCUGCAUGAACGUCCUUGACCGUGCGGACACCCCUCUGACGCUUCUUCGGGAAAUGAGGGAGAGUCUGAAUACGGGGGGGCUUUUAUUAUUAGCCGUCGUUCUUCCGUGGUGUCCUUUUGUAGAAUACAACAACAAAAAGCAGGAGCCGAAGGAGCAGCUUCCUAUGGCGGGUGGUGAGUGCCGGAACGGGGCCUCCUUUGAGAUGUCGAUGAGCAAGUUAGUAGAAAACGUGCUGCAACCAUGCGGUUUUGAGGUGGUUCGCUGGACACGGGUUCCAUAUUUGUGUGAAGGUAACUUCGAAUUGGAGUACUCGACUCUGAGUGAUGCCGUUUUCGUCUUGAGGCGCAGUGUCCCCUCAGAAGGGGAUAUUUCACUUUCUAAUGAUCUCUGA